UCUCUUUCUCUCCUUCCCGCCCGUUGUGAUCGUAUUCAUUACCUCUCUCUAAAAUCUCUCUCUCUCACUCUCUGCUUUUCCCCUUUCUCUUUUCCCUUAAAACGUUCACGAGAACCUUGUUUGCUUAUAUUUUUCUUCACGGCAGGGGCUAUUUGGCCGGAAUUUCUCCUUUUCCAGGCGAAUUGAGGCCUAUUUCACCGGAAAUAAUUGGCUUGAGAAUAUAUAUCUUCUUCAUUGCAGCGGUUAUUUUGCCGGACUCUCGUUUUCCAGACGAAUUGAGUCCUACUUCACUGAUAAUAAGUGGCCAGAAAAUGAACAGAUCUUUAUUGAAUGUGCAGAUGAAGUAUCUCUGAUGCAGUUUAGAAAGCUCACGUGAAGAUUAUAUCUUUCUUUUUUUUCUCACUGGUUCAUUUUUUCCACACGGCCUAUCGCCAUCAUUUUUGGAUUUUUAUUGAAGAAUAAAGUUUCUGAACUGGAAGUUGGUGAAAGAGAAGGAGAGGUUUAUGCAAAGGGGCCAGCCAAUCUUUUCAAUUUAGGAGGAAUUUGGAGGAGUUUCUUCUCUCUCCCUUUCUAAUUGAAGAGAAAAUGCCACAAGAAAGCCACUGUGAUUCAGGCGUCCAGCAACCCAUUUUCACCUCCCCUUGUAAAAGCUUCAGGGGGCUCAAGAUGUUGAAUAAUAAUCAUGAGAAUUCAUCCUUGCCUGAAGGUGGUGGACAAAAUAGGGCAAUAUAUGAUGGAUUGGCCAUGUGGAAAGCUGAAGAAGCAGCUUAUAGAAGAUAUCAGGCAACAGAAUGGCUUAGGCAGAUGGACCAUGGGGCUAACGAAACAUUAUCAAAUGAACCAUCUGAAGAAGAAUUUUGUCUUGCUUUGCGCAAUGGUCUCAUACUCUGCAAUGUCUUGAAUAAAGUCAAUCCGGGUUCGGUCUCAAAAGUGGUCGAAAGUCCGAACCUUACGGUUCCACUUGCAGAUGGGGCAGCACAAUCGGCAAUUCAGUACUUCGAGAAUAUGAGAAACUUCUUAGUUGCUGUUAAAGAGUUGAAGCUUUUAACUUUUGAGGCAUCUGAUCUUGAGAAGGGGGGUUCCUCAACUAAGGUUGUCGACUGCAUUCUUUGUCUGAAAGGAUUCCACGAGUGGAGACAAGCUGGUUGCAAUGGAAUAUGGAGGUUUGGUGGGAUCACAAAGACCCCAUGGUCCAUCAGAGGUCUACCAUCUUCUUGUCAAGGUGCUGGAAAUAUGGUUGAGCCCUCAGAGAAUUCUAGUCUGCUAUGUGAAGGACGCCUGUCUGAAUUGUUGGAUCUCUCUAGUAAAAUCUUCCUUGAAGAAUCCAACACUGGUGUUUAUUUGAGUUCUUUAUUUGAUAGAUUUGGAUUUAAGCUCCUACGAACUCUCUUAUUAGACAUGAAAGAUUCUGAGGAUUUUACCUUGAAUGGAAUGCUUCUCGACAAUGUUUUGGGAAAAGUCACCAAAGAAUUUAAUGGCAUGCUUCUCAACCGUAGUAACCAGGUGCGAUUGCUUCUUAAAGACACACUCAGAGGAGAUGAUAAUUAUUUCUCAAAGGACGAAUUUUUGGAGGCAUUUUCAAGAUGCCUUGAUUGGAAGCCUAUCGAAGCUCUUGCAGAUGGAUUGAAAAAGUGCUCUUGUGGUGGUAUGAGAGGAGAAAACCAGAGUAAGGACCAUAAAGGAAGCAUCCAUGAGCAACAGAUUGACCGUCAGCAGAAAGAACUUGGGGAGAUUAAAUUCUGGUACAAUGAGACAAAGGAGCAGCUACUGUGCUUGCAAUCAAAUUGGGAAGACGAGUUAAACAACCUUGACCGCCAUAUCCAUGGCCUUGCAGCAGCUGCAUCUUCCUACCAUAAAGUGUUAGAGGAAAAUCGUCAGCUCUACAAUCAAGUAAUGGACCUGAAAGGGAGCAUAAGGGUCUAUUGCCGCGUGCGGCCUUUCUUGCCUGGGCAAUCUGAUGGGCAGUCCACUGUAGAUUAUAUUGGAGAAAAUGGGAAUAUUAUGAUUGUUAAUCCUGAUAAAUCUGGUAAAGAUGCAAGGAGGAUGUUCACAUUUAACAAAGUCUUUGGAACCAAUGCAAUGCAGGAUCAAGUAUUUGCGGACACACAACCAUUGAUUAGAUCAGUUCUGGAUGGAUACAAUGUCUGUAUUUUUGCAUAUGGCCAAACAGGGUCUGGAAAGACAUAUACCAUGACGGGCCCAGAAUUAAUGGAUGAGGAUACAUGGGGGGUGAACUACCGAGCUCUCCGUGAUCUCUUCCAAAUAUCAAAGGACAGGAUGGAUGUCAUAACAUACGAAGUCAGUGUACAGAUGAUAGAGAUUUAUAAUGAACAAGUUAGAGAUCUACUCGUGGCUGAUGGUUCCAAUCGAAGAUUAGAGAUACGAAAUAAUUCCCAAAUAAAUGGUUGCAAUGUACCUGAUGCAAAUUUGGUUACAGUAAGAUCAACGCAAGAUGUUCUGGAUUUGAUGAAAAUGGGUCAUAGAAAUCGUGCAGUUGGAGCAACUGCUCUGAAUGAACGAAGCAGUCGUUCUCACAGCGUGUUAACAGUCCAUGUCCAAGGGACAGAAUUAGCCUCUGGCUCAAUCCUCAGGGGAUGCCUUCAUCUCGUAGACCUGGCUGGUAGUGAGAGAGUAGACAAAUCUGAGGCAGUUGGUGAAAGAUUGAAGGAAGCACAACAUAUCAACAAAUCACUCUCCGCCUUAGGAGAUGUCAUAUCUGCCCUUGCACAAAAGAGCACCCAUAUUCCAUACAGAAACAGCAAGCUCACUCAGUUACUACAAGACUCCUUAGGUGGGCAUGCGAAAACUUUAAUGUUUGUCCAUAUAAACCCAGAACCAAAUGCCUAUAAAGAGACAAUCAGCACACUGAAGUUUGCUGAACGUGUCGCAUCAGUAGAGCUUGGAGCAGCUUCUUCCAACAAGGAAAGUGGGGAAGUGAAAGAACUUAAACAAGAGAUCUCAAAUCUGAAGUUGGCAUUGGAGAAGAAAGAAGCUGAAGUGGAGCAAUUGCAAGGAAGUAAGUACAGUAGGAGCAGUUCAGAGACUCAGAGGACCAGAAUCGCAGUGUCACCAAUAAACUUACAGAGACAAGCCAGUUCUGCAAGCUCAAAACCAGAACACAACUUGCAGACCACACCAGUUGAAUUUGGAAGCAUUGAGGUGAGAAGCCAUUCUUCAGGGAAGCAGCGAAGACCUCAUCAUCAACGUGGAUACUCAGACAAAGAACUCGAUCUGAUCUCACCCCUUGUAGCCCCUGAGAGCCCUUAUAACUCUCGAAAGCUAAGGUCUCCAUCACCACCAAUACGAAGAUCACUAUCAGCUGACCGUUCUGCCCUAAAAAGCAGAGCAGAGCUUGAAACUCGAGGAGACAAAGGCAUCAACAAAUCCAUGGCGAUUCCUUCAACAUGUAAAGUUUCGGAGCAAAGGGGGUGGGCUCCACAAGAUCUGGCCAAGCAAGAUAGCAUCUCCGAUAUGUUCUACCAACUCUGUAGGUCAAACAACCCAAGGAAGAUCUACCCAGAGGAGGAAGGGCAAGAAGAGGAGCAAUUCAAGGUGCCGGCCCUCAGUGUGAGGCAUGGUGGGGUCAAGAAGCCUAAGCCAGAGGCAAAGGCCAAGCCCAAGCUAAGUAGGACCCAUGGUACUGACACGGCAUUGACACAACUCUCAAGUAAGGCCAAUACUGCUGAUAUGGCACUGACAGAACGGGCCUCAAAAUCCAAACGGCCGCCUCCUAGUGGGUCCAGUAAGGCUGAUGUGGCAGCUAAUGGGGAACAUUCAGAGUUGGACACUGAGGGGAGUAGGAAGAGUGAUUUUUCAGAGCCUGACAUGUGGGUGGAGCAUGUAUUGGCUGUUUCAACAGCUCAUCGAGUACCUAGAGAAAAGAAGCCCAAUCGAAGUACGAUGAGGAAUUUGAGCCAUGUUGAAUCAAGAGUCUUAGCUUCAAUGGUGGACCCAUUCUCAAGCACUAAACAUGAGAAUAAGCCAUCAAAUGAUAUCACUCGUCAUGGGAGAGAGGGUGCAGCUUCCAUCCCUGAUUUGAGGCGCAGUCGCUCUUCACCUCGAGGAAAAUUCACUUUCCUAUGAAAUGAAUCUUGCUUUUCCAUCCUCUAGUCGAUUAUUCUUCCCUUAACACUAGAUUGUUUUUUGCCUGCUCAUUAUAGUGUGCCACAUUUUUCCCUUCAAACAUGUCAUGGCACAAAUCUUCUGCCUUUAUUGCACUUUUUUUUUUGUAAUAUUUUCAAAUUGCUUUCUUGUCAAUAUAAAUUAUUUAUUCUGUGUA
Molecule: messenger RNA, 4279 nt
Organism: Amborella trichopoda
Lineage: Eukaryota; Viridiplantae; Streptophyta; Magnoliopsida; Amborellales; Amborellaceae
Gene: KP1
Product: kinesin-like protein 1
Biological process (GO): microtubule-based movement
Cellular component (GO): microtubule cytoskeleton
Molecular function (GO): microtubule binding; ATP binding; microtubule motor activity
Source: RefSeq, a predicted model, not a curated record